AUGAUUUCUUGCAGAAGCAUUUCAUAAGAAUUCAGUUUGAAGGAAGAGCAUCUCACUAUAUUUAAAUCCUACAUCGGAAUAACCGCAGGGGGAAUGGAUAAAAAAGUGGCCCAAUCACUAAACAAUGUUUUUGCCACAAAUAUUCAUCAAGCAUCACAAAAUGCAGAUAAAUUAGUCUAUAAUGAUUUUGAUGUGGCCUUUGCUGUAGGAAUAGUAUUCAAACUUCUUGUUGGAUAGAAAAUUGAAUUCCUUGAUUAUUUUUGUUCAUAGUAUUCAAAAGCAAAUGAUAAAUAAAAAUAUGCCUUAGAUUUACUCAAAUAUACUGUCUAUUAACUUGAUAAAAGUGACCCAACAUUCUACCUAAACACUUUGUUAAAAAAUAAAAACAUUCCUAAUCAAUAAUUAUAACAAGGAAUCAGCUUGUCUAAGAUUUACACAUUUGUUCAUUUGUGCGAAUUGGGUGCAUUUUUCAAACCCUUUUAAGUCUCUUUCCCUAAUGUCUUUUGGUAAGGUUAUGAGAAAAUCAAUAUGAAGGAUGUGAGACCUGACAUAGAUCUUUACUUUUAUUAACCUUCUCCAUCAUUCCCAAUUCUUGUAUUAUAAUAAUAUGAUGAUGUCCAACUUUUAUAUAAGAUAUUCCAAGAAUAUUAAGUUUUCAUGACACAUAUUUCAACUUAAUUGAUUUUGGAUGCAGUUGCUCGUCAAUUAUCCGUAACUUCAGAAAACCUGAAGAGUCAACCAUACAAAGUACCCAACUUUAGAGAACUGGCAUUGAUUUUAUUUGCUGGGCAACCAUAACUAGAAGAUAAAAUAGGAAAGUUUGAGAAGAUACCUAAAAUUGGCGAAACCUUGAGUUUCUUAAUUAAUCCUUAAGCUUCAUUCGAGAUCAUCAAGAAAGAUUUGUCAUAAUAUUAAGAAUAAGAGGUUGCUAAAGAGUAGGUGGACUAAAAUUAGAAUGCAAACCAAGUCUUUGAUAUUUUUGCUACACAAAUACCAACUUCUAGUUAAGCAGUUAAUAAUUUGAGAAAGACAAUUUCAUAUUGAUUAAUAAGAUAGAUAUGUUAUCAAAUAAAGCAUAAAUUA
Molecule: messenger RNA, 1083 nt
Organism: Paramecium tetraurelia
Lineage: Eukaryota; Ciliophora; Oligohymenophorea; Peniculida; Parameciidae
Exons: 4
Source: RefSeq, a predicted model, not a curated record